AAUUUGUCUCUCUUUCCUCCGUUACCUGUAUUUGGGUCAUAUCAGUCUUUCCUGUUUUUAUUCCCUAUCGUUUUCUUCGUGAGAAUAUUUCUCCGGUUAGGAUAUUGAAAUUCAUAUUUACAUCUUUGCCCUGCCAUUCAGGUUGAGUCAACAUUGUCCAAAAUCGCUGCCGUAAACCUUGUUGUUGAAAAGAAAUCUGGGUGCUCCGCAUACUUUUGGAACCGGCAAGUACUGCUCUGACACUAGAAUUUUGUCAUGAAGGCCGUUCGAGGGGAAAGACUUACCACUUGCAUGGGACAAGUACUCGUAUUGGUGGGGGAAACCUGCGCACGCCAAGCCUGCAUGCGUCUUGUGCAUGAUAUCAUACCAGUACUCGAGUAUGGUACACUGCUCAGGUGUGACCAUAAGAAUCGGGGAUGUGAUCGUUCAGAUUUGCUGUUAUACCGAAAAGAUGACUGCAGAAAUUGGAAAAUAGGGAAUCUGGAUGACAAGAAUAACAGGAGCUUUAGACAACUUCGUUAUAGGAGCUUGCUACACUUAUGAAGGAUUCCCUUCAAGCAUUUGGGUCUCAUGGAAUAACAUGAGUGGAAGGAGAGAAGAUAACACGGGUGCUAGGAACCAGGUCUAGUUGCCUUGAGAUUUCAGACAACUAUAUCGUCUCGCUAAAAUAACCCGUACAGUACAUUGUAA
Tuber melanosporum (Perigord truffle) is the source of this 690-nucleotide messenger RNA. RefSeq lists its product as uncharacterized. The record is from RefSeq and is a predicted model, not a curated record. The transcript has 4 exons. NCBI's taxonomy places the organism in Eukaryota, Fungi, Ascomycota, Pezizomycetes, Pezizales, Tuberaceae. Bases 256 to 543 code for a protein of 95 amino acids.